Myotis myotis is the source of this 2123-nucleotide messenger RNA. RefSeq names its product BRD3 opposite strand (gene BRD3OS). The transcript has 3 exons. The coding region runs from base 813 to 1067 and encodes 84 amino acids. The record is from RefSeq and is a predicted model, not a curated record. Lineage: Eukaryota; Metazoa; Chordata; Mammalia; Chiroptera; Vespertilionidae.
CCGGCUCAUCGCGCGGGCCUGCCCGCCCUCGGCGCUCGGCUCGGCAUGCCUGCGGUGCUGCCAUGGAGACGCGGCCCUGCGGCCCACUGGCACAGCCUGGGUCUGCGCCUCGCCCCGGCCCGGGCGUCGCGAAGGCCCCACGGCGCGGGGGCCUCCGGAUGCCUGGAGCAGAAAGAAGGCGCUGGUGCUGGGCGAGUGCCAGGCGGCCCUCAGCCUGCAGCCCAGGACCACCUGGGGGAAGCACCGCAGACCAGCCUGACAAGGAGCACUGAGCGAAGCUGGCCCCACACCUGGAGGCGCCCGGGUCCUCCCAAUGCGCUGAGCCCCCCAGGCUCCCGUGGGGGCAGGCGGCCAUGGGCGCCGCCAUGGACUUCUGUCUAGCGGCACAGUGCCCUUCCAGUGGGUUCCUCUUUUCAAGUUAAGCGGCCCCAGCCCUGGUGUCAGAAUCACAGCAGACACUUGACAAUCCCCCCCGACGCCCCCCGAGGUAGGCGCCUCGUCCUGGUCAACAGCGCACACAGCUGUCACCCGGGAGACACGCUUACCCACUUGUCGUCUCCCGGAAGGUUCUGAGGUGUCUUCAGAAUGCUCAGCGGCUCCUCUCCUGUGUCCCCGCGACACCACCCUCGCAAGGGUGCCGCCCAGCAGCUGCCGGGACCCUCAUCUCAACCAUCGAAUUAAACAAGGGGCCAGCGCGCAGACGCGGCUGCUGGAAAGGGUGUGCAUCAGAGCGGCCAGUGCAGCCGUGAGGAUCGGCCCCAGGCCACAGCUCGGGAGCCAACACGGGGUGGGGGGGGGGGGGCUGGCCCGGGAUGAGCGGCCGAGUCCCGCUGGCGGAGAAAGCCCUGUCCGAAGGCCACGCCCGGCGGCGGUACCGGGACACCUCCCUGCUCAUCUGGCAGCAGCAGCAGCGGAAGCUGGAAUCGGUGCCGCCCGGGACCUACCUGAGCAGGAGCCGCAGCAUGUGGUACUCACAGUACGGGAAUGAGGCCAUCUUGGUCCGAGACCGAAGCAAGCUGGGGGUCUCCCGGGACACGGGCCAGUCCAGGUUUUGCUCAGUGAUGUGACUCCCCGUGAGGACCGGGCCCAGGGCCCGCAUGAGCACGCCGCGUGCGGGCAGCUGCCUGUGGGUUCCCAGGCCUCGUGGGGAGGCUGAGUGGUGAACGCGAGGGCCCAGCUACGGUGCAAGAACCUGUGACCCCGGGUUCCGAGCCGCUGGGCACAGUGCCGGGGCGGCUGGCCUCCAGCUGUCCAGGUGCCGCGGGCACAGCAGGCCCGGGCACCCCGCUAGGUGUGCUUUUCAUGUUAGAGAAACCAACCGAGAGGGCACCCUGCUUACCAACCACCUUUCCAGGCGUGGGGCCUAUGUUUUCACUUUAAUUACCGUUGACAUUCAGUGUUAUAUUAGCUUCGGGUAGUAGGUUACUUUUCAAAAAUAUGUUUUUAUUGAUUUCAGAGAGGGAGGGAAAGAUGGAACAUCAAUAAUGAGAGAGAAUCACUGAUCGGCUGCCUCCUGCACGUCCGCCACUGGGGAUCAGGCUCACCACCCGGGCCUGUGCCCUGACCAGGAAUCGAACCGCGACCGCCUGGUUCAUAGGUCGGCGCUCAGCCACGGAGCCAGGCCGGCCGGCGGUAGUAGGUUACUUUAAUGUCCGCUUCUGCCUGGGGAAGAGUGAUCUAGGAAAGGGUGAGGAGCAGGCAUCACCUGGUGGGAAAUCUACCUGCAGGACCCGGAUGUAACGCACAGGCCGACAGCAGCUGCGUUUUGAAUCUAGUCACCGAAAUGGUCGGUACGACGCACUCGCUUCCGAACACCCGAGGACUGCAGGCCAGGGCAUCCCGUGCACAGUGCGGACACCAAAAGCCCCUUCCCGUUCCCACCGGUUCCUGACGGGCGGGGCCGGAAGAGGCAGGUUCUGGACGGACAGCGGACAGCGUCUGAGCCGGCCGAGGCUGCCGCCCCCCCCACCCCCCCGCCGUCUGCAGCGCCUGCUGUCCCCGCUGUCCCGCAGCUGCUGUCAUCAUGUCCGCGUGGCCGUGCGCACAGGGAAGAGUCUCCGGCGAAGGGACUGUCCUUUUCUAAAUAAAUACUCGUGAGGGCUCUCCUCUCGCUCCUGUUUUUA